Messenger RNA from [Torrubiella] hemipterigena, 1662 nucleotides. The record is from the annotation of a GenBank genome assembly. Lineage: Eukaryota; Fungi; Ascomycota; Sordariomycetes; Hypocreales; Clavicipitaceae.
AUGCCUGUCCUAGACGUUAGCGAGCUCAACAUUGUGCUGAGCAUUUUGGGCGCGUUCAUCAUCUUUUAUGGCAUCAUAUCUGUCAAGAUCAAGCAAGUAUGGUAUCUCGGAGAAGCUAUACCUGCCGUUACACUAGGUAUUCUCCUGGGUCCAAUCGCGGCCAAGUUCCUGGAUAGCGAGCGAUGGGGUUCUGCAGCCAAGGAUCAAACCGGUGCAAUCACUCUCGGAGUCAUGCGUGUUAUGAUUGGUCUUCAGCUGGUUAUUGUUGGAUACCAACUUCCAGCAAAGUACAACUGGACUCGCAUCAAGGAGCUGACCAUAUGCUUGCUUCCCGUCAUGACCAUCAUGUGGCUGUGUACCACAGUUUGUGUCAUUGCCAGCGUGCCAAAACUAACUUUUCUGGCUGCCCUCGUUAUUGGGUCAUGUGUUACUUGCACCGAUCCCAUCUUGUCCCAGGCGAUCGCCAAAGGCCCAUUUGCUGAUAAGUUUGUCGCCCGUCCGCUUCGAGAAAUCAUUUCUUCAGAAGCGGGAGCCAACGACGGCUUCGGCUUCCCGUUCCUCAUGCUUGCCGUCUACCUUAUCCGUCACGCCGAUCUCACGGGACUAAAGACAAGAGCAGAAGAGGAAGCUGGUGGCGCCGCUCACGGCGAACUUGUCGGUCGAUUGGGUGGCGGUCCCGGCGAGGCCCUCAAGAACUGGUUUGUUGAAACCUGGCUAUACAUCGUUGUCUUAUCGAUUGUAUAUGGUGCAGUCGUAGGAUUUGCGGCUUGCAAAAGCAUCAGGUUUGCUCUGCGCAAGAAAUGGAUCGACAGCGAGUCCUACGUCCUAUUUCCAGCUGCGAUCGGUAUGUUCAUCGUCGGUACUUGCGGUGCCCUUGGAACCGAUGAUUUGCUCGCCUGUUUCGUUGCCGGAAACGCCCUCAACUGGGACGGUGAAUAUCUCGCUGAAACUGAGCGCCGACACGACGAGGUCAACAACACGUUUGAUGUGCUGCUCAACUUUGGCGGAUUUAUGCUCAUCGGCACCAUCAUGCCUUGGUCCAAGUUCAACGAUCCCGACGGAACCGGCCUAACAUACCCAAGACUCUUCCUCCUGGGCUUCUUGGUCCUCAUUUUCCGCCGAAUCCCAUCCAUCCUCGCUUUAUACAAGAUCAUGCCAGCUGUCUGCACCAACUAUAAAGAAGCGCUCUUCAUGGGCUACUUUGGUCCCAUCGGAGCUGGUGCUGUCUUCUAUGUGGAACAUGCUCGACACUUGUUCCCUGAACUUGGAAAGGGUGAUGAAGAGGAGACAAACCUGGUCAAGGCCAUGAUUCCGGUCGUAUACUGGCUCGUCUUGUUCUCCAUCUUUGUACACGGUCUCUCCAUCCCGGCUUUGAAUAUGAUUUAUAACUACAUGGGCGUCAAGCCCAUCAAGGAUGAUUCAGUUGAGAUGCGGAGACGCUCGGUUAGCGCCGCUCUGCCCGCAAACGCUGUGGCUGGUGAUGUUGAUACCUACAUCGCCUACAACCGCUUCAGUCGCCCCAACUUUCAGAGCUACACGCUUCCCAGAAACGGUGAGCCUCCAGGUACCGUGCAGUUCCAGCUCGAAACCUUGGAGAGAAUGGAUACCAUCGAUCGUGAGAAGGAAAGGGAGCGUCGUCGUACCAUUCGCUAUGCGGAGUAA